Messenger RNA from Micropterus dolomieu (smallmouth bass), 1961 nucleotides. RefSeq names its product DNA mismatch repair protein Msh2-like. Gene Ontology annotation, molecular function: ATP-dependent DNA damage sensor activity; ATP binding; mismatched DNA binding. The record is from RefSeq and is a predicted model, not a curated record. Gene Ontology annotation, cellular component: MutSalpha complex; nucleus. Lineage: Eukaryota; Metazoa; Chordata; Actinopteri; Centrarchiformes; Centrarchidae. Gene Ontology annotation, biological process: mismatch repair; mitotic recombination; somatic recombination of immunoglobulin genes involved in immune response.
GUGGCGAUGUCGUGCCUGGCUGCAGUGGUGCGUUUCCUUGAACUGCUGUCUGAUGAGUCUAACUUCAACUCCUUCAGUCUGACCACUCUGGAGCUGGGUCAGUACAUGAGGCUGGACAAUGCUGCAGUGAGGGCUCUUAACCUCUUCCAGGGAUCGCCUGACGACACCAGUGGAGCUCAUUCAUUGGCCGGUCUGUUGAACAAGUGCCGUACGCCGCAGGGUCAGCGGCUGGUCAACCAAUGGAUCAAACAACCACUCAUGGACAAAACCAAAAUAGAGGAGAGGCUGGACCUGGUGGAGAGUUUUGUGUGCGACUCUGAGCUCAGGCAGACCUGUCAGGAGGACUUGCUGCGGCGGUUUCCUGAUCUUCACCGUCUGGCCAAGAAGUUCCUCCGUCACACUGCGACACUGCAAGACUGCUACCGCGUCUACCAGGCUGUGAGCCACAUCCCUGCCCUCGUCACAGCCCUGGAGAAAUACUCGGGUAGCUACGAGGUUCUGUUGGAGGCGGUGUUCCUGUCUCCUCUCAGAGACCUGCAGAAUGACUUUGCGAAGUACCAGGAGAUGAUUGAAACCACUCUGGACAUGAACCAGAUUGACCACCACGAGUUCCUGGUGAAGGCGUCUUUUGAUCCAGCAUUGAGUGAACUGAGAGAAAAGAUGGAUACGCUGGAAAAUAGCAUGCAGGCAGUCCUGAACAGCGCAGCCAGGGAACUAGGUCUGGAUGCUGGUAAGACGGUGAAGCUGGAGUCAAACGCCAUGCUCGGUUUUUACCUGAGAGUCACCUGCAAGGAGGAGAAGAGUCUGAGGAACAACAAGAAAUUCACCACCCUGGAUGUUCAGAAGAACGGAGUGCGCUUCACAAACAGUAAACUGAGCUCUCUAAAUGAGGAGUACACCAAGAACAGGGAGGAGUAUGAGGAGGCCCAGAAUGCCAUCGUGAAAGAGAUCAUCAACAUUGCUUCAGGUUACGUGGAUCCCCUCCAGACGCUGAGCGACGUGAUAGCACAGCUGGACGGUGUGGCGAGUUUUGCCGUGGCGUCAGUCUCUGCUCCCGUGCCGUAUGUUCGGCCCCGUCUGUUGGCGGACGGCUGCAGGCGUAUGGAGCUGCAGCAGGCCAGACAUCCCUGCAUGGAGACGGAUGCAGACACCGCCUUCAUACCCAACAACAUCACCUUUGUCCAGGGAGAGAAGAGCUUCUAUAUUAUAACAGGACCAAAUAUGGGCGGCAAGUCAACAUUUAUCCGGCAGGUAGGUGUGAUUGCGCUGAUGGCUCAGAUCGGCUGCUUUGUGCCAUGCGAGAAGGCGGAGCUUAGCGUGAUCGACAGCAUCCUGGCCAGGGUGGGAGCGGGAGACAGCCAGGUGAAAGGAGUAUCUACCUUCAUGUCAGAGAUGCUGGAGACGGCUGCCAUUCUGCGCUCGGCCACGGGAAACUCCCUCAUCAUAAUCGACGAGCUUGGCAGAGGCACGUCCACAUACGAUGGCUUCGGUCUGGCCUGGGCCAUCAGCGAGCACAUUGCCUCCAACAUUGGCUGCUUCUGUCUGUUUGCCACUCACUUCCAUGAGCUGACGGCGCUGGCAGCACAGCAGCCCUCUGUCCAAAACCUGCACGUCACAGCCCUGACCUCCCACAACACACUCACCAUGCUGUACAGAGUCAAACCAGGUGUGUGUGACCAGAGUUUUGGGAUCCACGUUGCCGAGUUGGCUUGCUUCCCACCAUCUGUGGUUGCCAUGGCGAAGGAGAAGGCGGAGGAGCUGGAGGAGUUCCAGGAACCUGGAGGGGAGAAGUCAGAGCAGGAGGAGGAACCUGAGGCCAAGAGACGGCGGACAGACAAACAAGUAGGGUGCAAUUUUCCAGUAUCCUGCUGUCAUCACAACCUAGUUAUAUUGAUCACGCAUAAUGACCUCCUAUGUUGUCUGCAUAGGUGACGAGUGGGUCGAGCAUUUAUAAGCAGUGU